AUGCAGCAAGUACUGGCUGGAGAGGACUUCUACGGUCCUGCCAAUGCGACAAACAGCCAAAAUGUCUGCUUCUCCGGCGUCUGGAACGAGCGGGAAGCCCGGUUUGAGCAUUGCUUCGUGCCAGUCGUCGCUUGUAUACCGGCCAUCUUCGCGGUAUUCUUGCUCCUGGUACAAUCGAUUCUCUUGCUGAUCCGCUGGCGGCCGAGAUGGACGAUUCCGUUUGUUCAGGAGCCGUACGAAAAUGCGGCCGAAGGAGAUGUCGUCUCUCGCCGCCGAAGCAUGUUCACGGCCGCUCUCGCCUUGGUUUCAAUCGUUGGAGUCGUCCUUCAGCUGCCUGAAGUCGUGAGGAACCGCGGUGCUCUCAUGAGCAUCAUCCCGGUCGUGCCUUGGACAGUUGCGUCGGCGAUGGCCCUGGUGCAUCGGCCACGGACAACGCCAUUCUCGAUUCUCGCCAUACUCAUCCUGCAAGGAAUCGUGGACGUUAUCCGCCUACGAGACAUUGAUGUGGAAUUUGAGAGAACAAUGGCAGGGAACCUCAUCAUCCCGACUAUUGCAUUAACCGUGCUCGGAAUCUCCAUCAUCCUCUCGAUGCCUCUCCGGGAUCCGCACCUGUGCACUUUCGACAUCAGCCAGCUCAUGACCCAGCCGACAUCAGCUCUAAGAAGCCCGGAAGACAAGCUCACCCUUUGGCAAUUCAUGACGGUAUCCUGGAUGACACGGCUGAUUCAGCUGGGGUAUAAACGGCAACUCGAAGACGAAGAUGUGUGGCAACUGGCCUACGAGUUUCACCAUCAAAGGCUCCACGAGAACUUCCGCCUUCUCAAAGGCACGGUAGUCCAACGGCUGGUCAAGGCGAACGUCAUCGAUCUGCUUAUCCUCACAGCGCUGGGUCUGGUGGAGCUAGUCAUGCAAUUCUCUGGGCCUUUACUCCUGCAGCAACUGCUCAAGUCAAUGGAGAGCCUUGGAGCGCCAAAACAAGCUGCCUUGACUUACGCUGGCCUUAUGUUUGCGGUCCGCUUCAUCGCAGCCCAAUCAGGUGUCUUCAGCUUGUGGUACGGUCGUAGGUGCUACGAGAGGUCACGAGGGGAGAUGAUCACAAUGCUCUUCGAGAAGACUCUAAACAGGAAGAUGGGAUUUGCCCAACAGCCAAACACUUCAGAGGACAAGACCAACGGGCACGGCAAUGGACACUCUAUGAACGGCGAUGCUCCAUAUAAGCAGAAAGCGAGCAUUUGGCAACAGACCUGGUCGAGAAUAACAUCAGUUUUCAAGCGACGGCAGGAGGAUUCGCCUCGGAAAGAGCCAGCAAGCAUGGGCAAGAUUCUCAACCUGAUGCGCAACGAUGUGUACGAGGUUGCACAGCGCUUCUGGGAGUUCCAGGGCCUGGUUCAGAAACCACUCAGCGCCAUAUUUUCGAUCGGCCUUGUUGUCCACCUCCUCGGCUGGCCUUCUCUGAUUGCAGUGCUGGCUGUGAUCCUCGCACAAUGCCUCAACGUAUUACUGGCAAAGGUCAUGAUCUAUUAUGAGAAGAAGCGAAGACUGGCAACAGACAGCAAGCUUCAGGUCACAUCUCAGUGGAUCGAAGCUAUCCGCCAUCUACGGUGGUAUGGCUGGCAGGAUGCUUGGCUGGCCCAGAUCAUGGAUGCACGUCAACGAGAGCUCGACCUUCGGAUCAUCACCUCGAUAUGGAAUCUGGCUAUUGCGUUCUUCAACACACUGGCUCUUGAUCUUACGCCCGUUAUCGCCUUCUUCGCAUAUACCGUCAUCGCCGGCAAGCCUCUGCGAGUCGACAUCGCCUUCCCGGCCAUGCAGCUAUUCCAGAUGAUGACGAGCAGUCUGAAAGAUCUUCCACAGCUGAUCAUCGUGCUAAUCAACGCCUGGGUUGCCGUUGGUCGUAUUGAAGAGUACAUGGCUGAACCAGACAGAGAGGAGCGAGAAACAGAGCCUGCGGUAGAUGAGGGAGUGACCAUUGACAGGGCUGUCUUUGCCUGGCCAGGCUCCGGCAGGCCGGUCCUCAACCUCAGCUUGUCUUUUUCGAAAGGCCUGACAGUUGUCUGCGGAGAAGUCGCUUCUGGAAAGUCUGCGCUGCUGCAAGCGAUACUGGGCGAGCUCGAUCUUUUGCAUGGUUCCCUACUACGACCGCCAGAACCCAUUGCUUACUGUGCCCAAACGCCAUGGCUACAGAGCAUGAGCAUCCGAGAGAACAUUCUUUUCGGCGAGCCAUACGACGAAGUACGCUACCUGCAGACCAUCAAUUGCUGUGCGCUUGUGCCAGACUUGAGGGAGUUCAAGGCCGGUGACCUCUCACUUAUCGGCGAGAACGGCGUCGGCCUCUCCGGUGGCCAGAAAGCCCGUGUGGCACUUGCUCGAGCUAUCUACAGCCGUGCGAUGAUCGUCCUGCUGGAUGACCCCUUUGCUUCGCUUGACCAGCAGACUGCCGAGCAUAUCGUGCAGCACUGCUUCGUGUACAACUCAAUCCUGAAGGACCGCACUGUCGUUCUUGUCACCCAUCGCACCGACAUAGUUUCUCGGCUGGCUACGCAGGUAAUCCGAAUGGACAACGGCAACUCCACGAUCCUGGAUGAAGAAGAACUGAGCAAAGAUGCCCAUGCCUCGUUGACCAGAUUUAAGAGUGAACAGUCUGCCCCUCAGGAACAGCUUGAGAAGCGAGACACUGACGCAGUCCCGGACAAGUUCAUCGAGGACGAGCACAGAGCGCAUGGAGGUGUCAGAGCUUCCGUCUACUGGGAGUACGUCAAAGCUGGCAGACUUCUGUGGUGGGGAGUCUUGAUACCGGUUUUGGCAUUCUAUCGCCUCGUCACCAUCGCGGAGUCCUGGUUCUUAAAGAGCUGGGGUGAGGCUUACGACCAAAAGCCGCAAUCCAUGUUCCUGACCCAGUCACUCGACGUCGAGGGCAUAAAAGUGCCGUACGUGGACGACUUACCUUCUCCGGAUGUCAACAUAAAGCCAUGGCUGCUAGGCUUCUUCGUCCUAGCGCUGGCCGAAUCCUUGAUCUAUAUCUCAUCACAGGGCAUCAUGAUCGUGAUCGUCUACACCGCAGGCAAGAAUAUGUUCGCAGCCAUCAUGCAGAAAGUCGCUGGAGCUACCUUCCGCUUCUUCGACGUUACGCCGGUGGGCCGCUUGAUGAAUCGCAUGACCUCGGAUAUCGGCGUUAUUGAUGGGAACAUCUCACAGCAGUUCCAGUCCGUGGCCUGGCUCGGCAUAUCCUGGAUCUCGUCUAUUAUCGUCAUUGGGUCGGUCACACCAACUUUCCUCGUCUUCGCAAUCAUGCUUACGGUUGCUUUCGUGCUAAUCUUCCUUCGCUUCAUCCCGACUUCACAGAGUCUACGCCGACUGGAGAUGGUAUCCUUGACGCCUCUGAUGUCGAACUUCGGCACACUGCUCAAUGGCCUAACGACAGUACGAGCAUUCCGCGUCCAGCGGCAGUUCCAGGACAGAGUCAUUCGGGUGGUCGAUACAUUCCAGAAGAUGGACCACUUCUACUGGAGCCUACAAGCGUGGCUGAUGUACCGAUACGAUGUCUUGUCAGCCUUCUCGACCCUCUUACUCACGAUGUUGGCGCUGUACACAAAUGUGUCUGCUGGCCUGACCGCUUUCGUCCUGAUAGCAGCGAACAAACUCGUCACAUCCACGCACUACUUGUGCCGGCAGUAUGGAUCACUGCAGAUGGAGUUCGUAUCUGUUGAGCGAGUCGUCGAGCUUCUUCAUCUCCAGCAGGAGCCGAAGGGACCAAUCGAUCCGCCAGCAUGGUGGCCACGACCAAGCGGUGACGUCGUCUUCGAGAGCGUCACAAUCAGAUAUGCUCCGCACUUACCACCAGCUCUGGACCGUUUGUCACUGAAGCUGCCAGGCGGGCGAAGGACAGUCAUUCUCGGACGCACAGGAUCCGGCAAGAGUACCCUCGCUCUUUCACUGCUCGCCUCCAUCAACCCCGAAAGUGGACGCAUAAUCGUCGAUGGCAUGAACCUGGCAGAGGUCAACAAGCAUGUACUACGCACCAAAAUCACCUUCCUGGCUCAAGAAGCAGUUCUCUUUCCAGGUACAAUGCUGAAGAAUUUGGAUCCGCUCGACGAGUAUCCCACUUCGGAAGUCGACUCUGUCCUACAAAAAGUCUGCAAGAACCAAGGCUUUACCCUCAACACCCACAUAGAAGCCGGCGGCCACAACCUCAGCCAAGGCCAGAGGCAGCUCGUUGGUCUCGCUCGGGCUGUGCUGCGCAGAAGCGCCAUUGUCAUUCUGGACGAGGCCACGGCCUCGAUCGACUACGAGACUGCGGUGCAGAUCCAGCAGAUCUUGAGAGAUGAGCUGCAGGAGAGCACCGUGAUUACGAUUGCGCAUCGGCCGGAGGCGAUGAGGCAUGCGGAUUACGGGGUUGCGAUAGGGAAUGGACGGUUGUUGCAGGAGGGGGAUGCGGAGAGUAUGCUUGAGGCUCACAGGCUGGGGGCGCUUGAUGCUCGUGCGCACGGAGCGGAGGAGGAAGAGGGCAGCUGA
Messenger RNA from Saxophila tyrrhenica, 4512 nucleotides. RefSeq lists its product as uncharacterized. The coding region runs from base 1 to 4512 and encodes 1503 amino acids. The transcript has a single exon. The record is from RefSeq and is a predicted model, not a curated record. Lineage: Eukaryota; Fungi; Ascomycota; Dothideomycetes; Mycosphaerellales; Extremaceae. Gene Ontology annotation, biological process: transmembrane transport. Gene Ontology annotation, molecular function: ATP binding; ATP hydrolysis activity; ABC-type transporter activity. Gene Ontology annotation, cellular component: membrane.